Messenger RNA from Exaiptasia diaphana, 779 nucleotides. RefSeq lists its product as uncharacterized. The transcript has 2 exons. Bases 74 to 646 code for a protein of 190 amino acids. The record is from RefSeq and is a predicted model, not a curated record. Lineage: Eukaryota; Metazoa; Cnidaria; Anthozoa; Actiniaria; Aiptasiidae.
CACACACUAGUGCGUUUUACCUUGUUAUGCUCUKUAGUUGACUCAGUUAAGUUUGAUCAAGAGAUCUAACAAAAUGAGAAAGUGUGUAGUGCUAUCUAUUUUCCUGGUAUCAAUAUACAUUUGCCCAUCACCGGCCACAUCAAUCAAAAACUGCUCUAAUUGGGCUGAAGGUGAACUUGCCAAGACYAUUCACAGAACGUGUGUCACGCAACCACCGGAAGUUCAGCUCACAACCCUAAAAAAUGGAACUCUUCUAAUGCUGCUAAAGGUAAAAAAGAUGGUUACAAUCUGGCCACCACAACCUCAAAGAUCUCCUUACGGUGUUGCACCGGUGCCAUUUUUCAAUACCAAGACCAAGAGAACCGUUAAAAGAGAAGUCUCCCCAGUCUUCCACCUCUGYCACGAGUACACMGGAAGUGUGUAUAUCCUUGUUGAUGAUGCUGAUAAUCUGGUCUAUCGMGUGAAGACGAUAAAGUGCAGUUCCGAGGAGUGCUCUAUUCUAUCGAAUAAAGUUAGAAUAGGAGAUUGCGUGACUCAAAAGAAAACAAUAGAGCUACUGGUAUCUAAUGGUUGYCAUGGCCUUAAGCCAARAACGAUCGAAGUUGGAUGCAACUGUGAGUGUAUGAAAAGUUAUAAAUUCUUAUGAAUUAAAAAACUGGUUAAACGGAUUAAUGAACUGGUCAAACAGGAUAAACCAGUCCAACGGGAUAAACCGGUCAAACGGGUUWAAACCGGUCAAAUGGGAUAAACYGGUCAAACAGGAUAAAACAGUCUAAGUA